UGAAAAACUUAUUAAAUAGAAGCAGUAAUGUCUCGAAGAUGGAGCCCCUACGAUAUGAAUGGCGGAAGCAUUGUUGCGAUUGCCGGAGAAGACUUUGCGGUAAUUGGAAGUGAUACAAGACUUUCAACGGGCUUCACUAUAUGGACUCGUGAGCAGCGAAGAAUUCAUAAAGUGAGCGACAAUACUGUUGUCGGACAAGUUGGAUUCCAUGGAGAUUGCCAGUUCCUGAAAAAGAUAAUGGACACCAGAAGCAAGAUGUACCACUUUGAUCAUGGAAAGCAAAUGAGCUGCUCUGCAACGGCCUCCUUAGUCUCAAAACUUCUGUACUCUAGACGGUUUUUUCCGCUUUACGUCUACAACAUUGUGAUCGGAUGUGAAAAGGACCCCCAAACUGGAAAAUACAAAGGACUGGUGUACGGAUAUGAUCCAGUGGGCUCAUACGAUUCGCAGCCAUAUGGUGCGCUGGGAACUGCUGGACCUUUGCUUCAACCUCUCCUGGACAAUCAGCUGGGGUAUAAAAAUAUGGAGAAUCCGACCUUCGUUCCCCUGACAAAAGAGCGUGCAAUCUCACUUAUCAAAGACGUCUUCAUAUCAGCUGCUGAGCGUGAUAUCUACAGUGGUGACAAUGCUCACAUAGUUAUGGUAGAUGAACAGGGAAUCCACGAGGAGUUUAUGCCACUCAGACGAGACUAACAUCAAAUGAAUGAAAAAGUUACACCCAGGUUUAUUGAUGCAGCAACAAACUCGAAUUGUGCCGAAAAUUUUUUUGUCCCGAGGUUUUUCAAUAUAAAUAAGGUAUUUUUUCAAUUCUCAAAGUAGUGGUCGGAAAGCAAAAGCCCCUCAUGUUGUAUCUUGGUUUUUUAUAUGAGAUAGUUGGAAAAGAUGGCUAAUUUCAUUAUGGAAAAGGCUAAACUAAAAUAUUUCAAACCCACCAAAAUAAAUUCCGAGGGCAAAUAAAUAGCGAAAUAAUUUUGACGAAUGAUGGCAGUUUGAAUGUUGAAAAUAUAUAUGCAAUGAAUUAAAUGUUUGGAAGCUUAUUAGCGUUGAAGUUGAUUUGAUGAUCUUGAAAAUUCAAUUUAAAGUGAACUUUGCUCAUAAA
Symsagittifera roscoffensis is the source of this 1099-nucleotide messenger RNA. RefSeq names its product proteasome subunit beta type-1-like. Bases 28 to 693 code for a protein of 221 amino acids. The transcript is spliced from 5 exons. Gene Ontology annotation, cellular component: proteasome core complex. The record is from RefSeq and is a predicted model, not a curated record. NCBI's taxonomy places the organism in Eukaryota, Metazoa, Xenacoelomorpha, Acoela, Convolutidae.